AUGACUUCUGUUUUCUUCAUGCAGGCUUCCGUGGAAUCCUCUUUCGCAUCCACUCGUGAAGGAACGUUCACUUACACUUCAAAUUCACGGGCUUUAUUAAAUGUUCGGAAUUUGGUUGCCACGCUACCCACUUUUCUCACUGAUUCUCUUCUCGCUUCCGGUGCAGAUGCUAGUGUGAGACUGUUUGCCCAUGAUUGGAUCGGAGUUGUGACAGAUGGAAAUCUGUUCCUUUGGCGCCACACGGAAUCAAAGGACACCAAGGUUGUCACAUCAUCGGCCUGCCACCAGUUUGAGUUGCCAUUGAUGGCAGACACAUCGUCGGCAGCAAUGUCAGUGUCGAUCUCCUGCUUUGAAGGCGAUGGUCGGCCCCGCCUCUGUGCGGCCGCGGUGGCUGGUGUCCUUCGUAUCUGGCCACGUGGCGUUUUUGGGGUCGUGGGGCGGUCACAGGUUGUACACGACUUCCUCGACACUCGGCUAAAUGUACUGAAGGCCGGUGAAGUGUGUGUAACGAUGGAAGAGGGCCCCUAUUCGGCCACGUUCCUCCUGGCCACCAAUCUUGGUCGUAUUUUUGGUGUGGAUGCAAGGACCCCAGAGGAUCGUGUUUUCAUCUUCCUUAUUACCGACGGCAGCAACACUGUUGACACUUUUCCGAGCUCAAUUCAAAUCGGUCCAGAAGAGAGCAACACUAGCCUUCUCUCAGGACUGAGUCGUCGGGUCUCCUCCAUCUGGUCUUACGCUACAAGCAAGGUCCCUGGUUUCACCAUUACCGGUGCUGGUGCCGCCCCAGCAACCUCCCCCACUGGAAAGGUCCUCCGCUUUCUUGUGGCCGCUGAAUCACAGAAUUCCUGUCACAUGAUCCUUCUUACGCAGGCUCGUCUCGCGGUUUGGCUCGUUGAUGCCGACUUCGAGCAUUCGCUUCUCUUUAGUCUAGAACUCAACAACGCGAGAUACGGUGAGGCUGUGGAUAUGACCUUCUCAUCUCUCUCCUCUCCUGUGUUGUGGCUCCUUCACAAAUCUCCCUCUGAAAGGGGGACACUCUGUCUCCUCUCGAUGGAUGUUAAAGAUGAGAUGAAGGGCAAGAAACUGCCCCCAUCAACUUCAUUCUCUGUGGAGGCUGGAUCUUCCGACUUCCAGUUGAUUGCUUCGCUCCCUGGCGUGCAUGCCUAUCCAUGCAUCCUCUUGGCUUUGGUGUCACGGGAUACUGGGGUCGUUCACAUCGUGGAAGCUCUGACGGGUCACUGUGUAAGCCAGAUAGAAUUUGAGCAGACUUCGUCUUUACUAGGGGUAAUCAGUGCCCCGCCAAAUAGUACCGCGCUCUUCCUUUUUGUCACACGCCAACGCGGUAUCUAUGCCGUUGUCGGAGAGGAUCCCUGUCUAUCUACCCUCGACUCUCGUCCUUUCAUCGACCAACUCGCUAGAACCACCUCAUUAGGUAUUGAUUCCAAUCAACUGUUGGAAGCCCUCUCCAGAAUUGCUGCGAUUCUCUGGAUGGGAUUUGAGGAGGAAGCGGAGAACUUGAUCACCUCCCUAUUCGCUAUACCUCGUCGGAGUCAACUCAUAUCCGCCACUGCCAUUGUUAUUCUACGUCUCACACGUCUCAUCCUCAACUGCCGUCCAGCCAGCGGAUCCGACGCUCGUUGGCGUGGAGUGGCUGCGAAUAGUGUCCUCGUCUUCGAUUUCGCUCGCACUGGGGACUCGCGGUUCACAGCGAAACAACAGGCCAUGCAGUGUCUAGGUAGACGUUUCUGGCCCAAAGUGAUAACCGCCUUGGCCUCCAAUGGUAUUGACGCUGGUGGUAGUGGACUAAUCGAUGCCUCGGCAGUGUUGACGGAGAUUUUUUCUCCCCUCCCGGCCGGCGAGGAGGUGAACUUAUUCCACCAACGUCGUCACCACGUGCUCAAUGCUUUCCUAGCUGGCGCGGAGGUCUGUGAAUGUGCGCGUGCACUUCACGCCCGAUGGAGAGGACUGAAACAAAGUUCUCUUCUACGCCCCGUGUUCAAGGGUACUGUGGAAGCGGCGGCGCUGGCAGGUGUGGUUCGUGAAGGUGAUGCCCAUAGCCUUCUCUCUUCGGAGGAUAUUUUCUUCCAAACCGUGACCCUGGUUCCCCAUUUCAUUGCCAAUUUGGCCGAGCACCUUGCUGUGAACGCCAAGAAUUGCCUGACUAACCCUAUGGAACCCAUCGAUUUUGUUGCUCGUGCUGCAAAAUUACUGACAGAUAGUCUCUCCGAGACCCUCGACUACAGACAAAAGCUGAUACCCGCCCUUGAGUCGAUCCUCUCCAAAGGAUCCUUUGCAGGCGACGCUGAAGGCGCCCCUAGCUGCGACCUCUUUUGUUGGAUCACCAGUAGCGAUGCGGUACGCAACCGACUUCUUGCUGCUUUUGACGCUUUGGUCGAGGUGGUUGCCAUCCUGUCCGGAGACGCCGACCGUAUGCUGGCGGAUGGUGGGUCCCUGAAGCAGGAAUGUGCGUGUCGUAGCGUGGAGUUGGCCACCAUCCUCCUCCAAGUAGUCCAACAACUUGUCCAAUGGCCCAGACACUCGGUCGACCUGGAUGCAUGGUUCGUAGAAUUAAGGACGCGGCUUAUCUCCGCUGUGGCCUGGCGCAUAAAUCGUCCUGAAGCUGCUUUGGACCUAGCCAUCCGCUUCCUCGAUAAAGAGUUGAUGGUUAAGAUCUCUGACCACCUCGAUAAACGCACUAACGAUGGAAAACACCAUAUUAGCCUCAUGAACGCACUCUCCCGAUGUCCCUCGGAUAUCCGACUGGCUGAUUACGCCCUCCAGUGGCACUACUUACAUGGCGAGAAGGCGCGUCUUCAGUCGCUGCUUAUGAUGCUGCAGCAGCGGGAGACGGAGGGAGUGAGAGACGCGGCAGAGGUACAACAAAAACGCCUGACCUCGUCGCCUCGAGCCACUCCCGGUGCAUCAUCGGUGAAACGGGCGAGACAAACAGUGGAGACGUGUGUUGGUCGAUUCCUGCAGCGGCAGGAGGCGAAGGAUUUUGCUUGGCUUCAUCAGCUUGGAAAUAGAGGCUAUGGUCAGGCAUCGAAGGGUCUUUUUGCUGCGGGCAUAAGCGAGACUAACUCCCUUGGUCGUCGACGCACCCUGCUUAGUCUCUCCAAACUCUCGUCCAUCGCCGCCGGCCAACGUGGAGCUGUCGAAAACGACAACGAUGACCUCUCAUCACACGGGCUCGUUGACAAGCAUCUGGAGGAGGAGUGGUUACGACUAAAGCCAUCACAUAAAGACGCAGACGCCGCGGUCUGCUCCGCUGCCGAACUCGCCCAGCUCUUUGUUUCGGGGGUGACAUCGCCGUCGCAGGAUUCGGCGAGGGAGGAUCUUCUCGUCGCCUUCUCCGCGGCACUUCGACUGGCUUACUUGGCUAUAGAGUUGGACGAAACGGGGGCGACAGAGGUUGCGUCAAUGGGAAUGCAGCAACAACUACUUUUGCAGGAGAUCUGGGCGCAGGCAGUGAAAGUGGAUUCGUGGAAGAAGCCUGAUGAGGGUGGGGAUUUCAAUGAGGCGUGCGAGCACAGCUUCUUCUAUGCUCUGCUUGAGCAUUGUCUGCUGGCCGGAGUCAUCGAGGCCGUUCUCCCACCAAUUAAUGAUAUUCUUGCGUCGGUUGAAUCAGAACACGAGCCCCGGCUGCGAAUACUCAUCGAAAACGCUUACAACUUGGCUUUGAAACGCCACCGCUUACGAAAACCCGACUCCUCCGCUGUCUUCGUGGAAAUUUAA
Molecule: messenger RNA, 3735 nt
Organism: Echinococcus granulosus
Lineage: Eukaryota; Metazoa; Platyhelminthes; Cestoda; Cyclophyllidea; Taeniidae
Exons: 18
Coding region: 1-3735 (1244 amino acids)
Biological process (GO): transcription-dependent tethering of RNA polymerase II gene DNA at nuclear periphery; poly(A)+ mRNA export from nucleus; protein import into nucleus
Cellular component (GO): nuclear pore outer ring
Molecular function (GO): protein binding; structural constituent of nuclear pore
Source: RefSeq, a predicted model, not a curated record